UUGCACUUGCCUUGCACUCGUAGCCACCAUGGGGCCAAAGGUGACCAGCCUGUUGUUGCUAGGGCUGGUACUUUGCUAUGCAAGUGAAAUUAAAACAGUAAGAAAAUCUAACCACGGUCACUAUGUCUGCAGUACUUGGGGGAACAACCAUUUCAAAACCUUUGAUGGAGAUUUUUACCAAUUUCCUGGGAUCUGUGAUUACAACUUUGCUUCAGACUGCCGAGAUACUUAUAAAGAGUUCUCUGUUCAUAUCCAGCGUGAGCAGAAUGAUGAACUGCACCCUAAUAUCCAAUAUGUUCUUGUUGCAAUCAAAGAUGUUGCUAUUUACCUCACUCACAAGAGGGUUGUAGUAGAUGGGCAAACGGUAAAGACUCCAUACUAUAGUUCUGGUGUCCUGAUUGAGAAGAAUGAUAUAUAUACUAAACUCUAUGCAAAACUGGGCCUAAUUCUGAUAUGGAACCAGGCAGAUGCUUUGAUGAUUGAGCUCGACUCUAAAUUCAACAAUUUAACUUGUGGCCUUUGUGGAGAUUAUAAUGGACAACAGAUCUACAACGAAUUUAUCUCAGAUGGAUUAAGCUACAACCCAAUCACAUUUGGAAACCUACAAAAAAUUAAUAACCUCCCAACAAAAUGUGAAGAUCCCGAUGAGACAAAGCCUAUUGAACUGUGCAACCAGCAUCGUGAAGAGUGUAAAACUCUCCUAACUUCGCCAGCAUUUGCAGAUUGCCAGAAUCGCCUGAAUCUAGAACUGUAUAUUCAAGCCUGCAUGCAUGACAGAUGUGCUUGUAAGCAUACUGAGGACUCUUUCUGCCUCUGCAGUUCCAUCUCUGAGUAUUCACGACAGUGUUCUCAUGCGGGUGGCAAACCUCAGAACUGGAGGACCCAUCAGCUCUGCCCGAAGUCAUGUCCCAAAAAUAUGAUUUACCUGGAAAGUGGUUCUCCCUGUAUGGACUCCUGUUCGCACCUGGAGAUCAGCAAACUAUGUGAAGAGCACUAUAUGGAUGGCUGUUUUUGCCCCAAAGGCACAGUAUAUGAUGAUGUCACAGGGAACGGUUGUGUGUUAACAAGCCAAUGCCACUGUAAACUUCAUGGAAAAACAUUCUCCCCUGGUCAGAAAAUUACCAAUGAGUGUGAAAAGUGCACUUGUCAGUCAGGGAGAUGGAUAUGCCAGGAGUUACCCUGUCCAAGUACAUGUGCUUUGGAGGGUGGAUCCCACAUAACCACUUUUGAUGGGAAGAAAUAUACCUUCCAUGGAGACUGCUACUAUGUUUUGACCAAGACCACUAAAAAUGACACAUAUGUCCUUUUGGGAGAAUUGGGUCCAUGCAGUUCUUCAGACAAGCAGACAUGCCUAAAGUCAGUAGUGCUACUAACAGACCAGAGGAAGAAUGUUGUAGUUUUCAAAUCAGAUGGUACUAUAUUACAGAAUGAAAUGGAGAUUCAUUUGCCAUACAGAACAGGUAGUUUCUCAGUUUUCCAGCCAUCAUCGUUCUAUACUAUUGUGCACACAAUAUAUGGGCUAAAGAUGCAGAUCCAGCUGUCUCCAGUGAUGCAACUGUUUCUCAUUGUGGAGCAGUCCAUCAAGGGAACUAUACAUGGACUUUGUGGAGAUUACAAUGGAAUAGAAGGUGAUGAUUUCAAAACAUCAGGUGGCGUGGUUGAAGCAACAGGAGCUUCCUUUGCCAACUCCUGGAAAGCACAGGCUAGCUGUAGUGAUAUGGAAGAUAAGCUGGAACACCCUUGCUCUCUGAGUCUUGAGAAUGAAAAAUACGCUGAAUUCUGGUGCUCUUUAUUGAAAAGUGCAACAAGUCCCUUUGCCAGAUGUCAUUCAGUGAUUGAUCCAGUGGAUUAUUAUAAGCGUUGCAAGUAUGAUACUUGCAAUUGUAACUCCAAUGAAGAAUGUUUGUGUGCUGCCCUGUCAUCUUAUGCAAGAGCCUGUGCUUUCAAAGGAGUCAUGUUGUGGGGUUGGAGAAAUGUAAUCUGCAACAAAGAAGUAAAUUCUUGCCCAGCCAACCAGGUUUUCCGCUACAAUCUAACCAUGUGCCAACAGUCCUGCCGUUCUCUUUCUAAUGGAAAUAAGUACUGCUUGGAAGGUUUCACUCCAGUCGAUGGCUGUGGCUGCCCUGACAAUAGCUACGUGAAUGAGAAAGGCAUCUGCGUGCCUAUGGCUGCCUGCUCCUGUCAUUAUAAAGGUUUAUAUGUGCAACCUGGAGAUAAUAUCAUGAAGGGCGACAAGCGCUGUGUUUGCAAAGAUGGAAGAUUUCAGUGUGUAAUAGUGGAUAAACGCCCCCCUCCUGAAUGUCCAUCCAAUAAGAUAUAUUUUAACUGCACCGACUUUGACUCUUGGUCUUCCCAAACUCCAGUACAACUUAGCUGUCAAACGCUGGGUACCGAUUACGUCCAGACCGAAUGUAUUUCAGGAUGUUUUUGCCCUGAGGGCUUGAUUGAUGACGGCCAAGGGGGAUGUGUAGUAGAAGAUGACUGCCCAUGUAUUCAUAACCAGGUGUAUUAUUCCAAUGGAGAAAAAAUAAACGUUGACUGCAACACAUGUACCUGCCAAAAAGGAAACUGGAAUUGCACCACCAUGGUGUGUCAUGGGACAUGUACCAUUUAUGGCAGUGGCCAUUACAUCACCUUUGAUGGAAAAUUCUAUGACUUUGUUGGUAACUGCGAAUACGUGGCUUCUCAGGAUUACUGUGGCAACCAGCAAGGAAUGUUUAGUGUGAUCACAGAGAAUGUUCUCUGUGGAACGACAGGCGUUACCUGCACCAAGGCCAUUAAAUUGUUUCUAGGGACCACAGAGUUAAAGCUGCAAGAAAAACACAUUGAAAAAAUUGAGUGGACUAACAACAGCUCUGUAACAUAUUGGAUUCAAGGAACAGUUGGGCUGUAUACGGUAAUUGAAGCCAGCAAUGGACUGAUGGUCAUCUGGGAUAAGAAGACAACAAUUUUCAUCAAGCUGUUGCCCUAUCAUAAAGGGAAAGUCUGUGGUUUGUGUGGUAACUUUGAUGGCAAAGCCAGCAAUGACUUUACAACAAGGAGUAUGGCUCAAGACACGGUCAGUGCCUUGACAUUUGGAAAUUCAUGGAAAAAGGAUCCAGCUUGUCCUGAUGUAGGGGGAAUCAUUGAGCCCUGUGAGCUAAAGCCUCAUCGAAAAACUUGGGCAGAGAAAGAGUGCAGCCUCAUCAAAAGUGAAGUUUUUAAAAUAUGUCAUCACAAGGUGGAUCCACAGCCAUACUAUGAAGCCUGUGUACAUGAUGCCUGUUCCUGUGAUACUGGGGGGGACUGUGAAUGCUUCUGUACUGCAGUCGCUACAUAUGCACAUGAAUGCAUCAAAGCUGAAGCAUGCAUCCACUGGAGAACUCCAGAUAUAUGCCCAAUCUUUUGUGAAUACUACAAUCCUAGUGAAGAUAUAUGUGAGUGGCAUUAUGAACCUUGUGGACGUGAGAUUUUAACUUGCAAGAUUGUCAUUCAAGGCAGCAGCAACUUUUCAGUCCCAUUCUUAGAAGGUUGCUAUCCACGAUGUUCUCCAGAUUAUCCAAUCUACGACGAGGAGACUAAAUCAUGUGUGGACAAGUGUGGUUGUUACUUUAAUGGUACUUACUACCUACCUGGAAGUUUAAUCCCCAACUAUGAACCCCGAGAACCGUGCCACAAUUGCUACUGCCAGUCAUCAGGAAAUGUGAUGUGUAAACUUGAAAAAGAGUGUUGUGUUUAUGAUGGCAAAGAGUAUGAAGUGAAUGAGACGGUUGUUGACAAAACUAACGAAUGUUUGGAGCUAAUAUGCACACUAAAUGGUACCAUGGAAAUUAAAUCUAAUAGAUGCACUUCAACUAUAUCUCCCUCUACUAUUCCAACAACCACUUCCAGCACUACUACUAUCACCACUACUAUGUAUCCAACCUCUACUACAACAGUUUCUACUACAGGCACUUCUACAAUAGUUUCAAUGGAAGCAGGUCACACAACACCUUGUUUAAACCCAAUUUGUGAGUGGUUUGGAUGGAUUUCUGUGAGUAUUCCAGAAAUUGGUAUUACAAAAGGCGACAAUGAAACUUAUGAAAACAUCAGACUGCACAACAUAACAAUCUGUGAGAAGCCAGAAAACAUAUCAUGCCGAUCGAAGAAAUUUCCUGAGGUGUCAUUAGAGGACUUGCAACAGACAGUGACAUGUAAUGUUUCCACUGGGCUUAUUUGCAAAAACGAAGAUCAGGUUCCUGGAAUUGUAAUUCCUGCACCAGUCUGUCUCGACUAUGAAAUCAACGUCCUCUGCUGUGUGUGUCCUCCCAAUGUCGAAAGCACUACCACCAGAAUUACCACCACUCCAUCUACUCCCACACCCACGCCUACUCCUACCAGCACUUCCACUACCGAAAGCCCUACUACCACAAUUACCACCACUCCAACUACUCCCACUCCUACUCCCACUACCACCUCCACUACUGAAAGCCCUACAACCACAAUUACCACCACUCCAUCUACUCCCACACCCACGCCUACUCCUACCAGCACUUCCACUACCGAAAGCCCUACUACUACAAUUACCACCACUCCAACUACUCCCACUCCAACUCCUACUCCUACCAUUACCUCCACUACCGAAAGCCCUACUACCACAAUUACCACCACUUCAUCUACUCCCACUCCAACCCCUACCCCUACCACUACCUCCACUACUGAAAGCCCUACCACCACAAUUACCACCACUCCAACUACUCCCACUCCUACUCCCACUACCACCUCCACUACUGAAAGCCCUACUACCACAAUCACCACCACUUCAUCUACUCCCACUCCAACUCCUACCAUUACCUCCACUACUGAAAGCCCUACUACCACAAUCACCACCACUUCAUCUACUCCCACUCCAACUCCUACUCCUACCAUUACCUCCACUACCGAAAGCCCUACAACCACAAUUACCACCACUCCAUCUACUCCAACUCCUACUCCUACCAUUACCUCCACUACUGAAAGCCCUACUACCACAAUCACCACCACUUCAUCUACUCCCACUCCAACUCCUACUCCUACCAUUACCUCCACUACCGAAAGCCCUACAACCACAAUUACCACCACUCCAUCUACUCCAACUCCUACUCCUACCAUUACCUCCACUACUGAAAGCCCUACUACCACAAUUACCACUACUUCAUCUACUCCCACUCCAACCCCUACCAUAACCUCCACUACUGAAAGCCCUACUACCACAAUUACCACCACUCCAUCUACUCCCACUCCAACUCCUACUCCUACCAUUACCUCCACUACCGAAAGCCCUACAACCACAAUUACCACCACGCCAUCUACUCCAACUCCUACUCCUACCAUUACCUCCACUACCGAAAGCCCUACAACCACAAUUACCACCACUCCAACUACUCCCACUCCUACUCCCACUAUCACCUCCACUACUGAAAGCCCUACUACCACAAUUACCACCACUCCAUCUACUCCCACUCCAACUCCUACUCCUACCAUUACCUCCACUACUGAAAGCCCUACAACCACAAUUACCACCACUCCAACUACUCCCACUCCUACUCCCACUACCACCUCCACUACCGAAAGCCCUACAACCACAAUUACCACCACUCCAUCUACUCCCACUCCAACUCCUACUCCUACCAUUACCUCCACUACCGAAAGCCCUACUACCACAAUCACCACCACUUCAUCUACUCCCACUCCAACCCCUACCCCUACCAUUACCUCCACUACUGAAAGUCCUACUACCACAAUUACCACCACUCCUACUCCCACUCCUACUCCCAUUACCACCUCCACUACUGAAAGCCCUACUCCCACAAUUACCACUACUCCAUCUACUCCCACUCCAACUCCUACUACCAUUACCUCCACUACUGAAAGCCCUACUACCACAAUCACCACCACUUCAUCUACUCCCACUCCAACCCCUACCCCUACCCCUACCAUUACCUCCACUACUGAAAGCCCUACUCCCACAAUUACCACCACUCCUACUCCCACUCCUACUUCCACUACCACCUCCACUACUGAAAGCCCUACUACCACAAUUACUACCACUCCAUCUACUCCCACUCCAACUCCUACUCCUACCAUUACCUCCACUACUGAAAGCCCUACUACCACAAUUACCACCACUCCAUCUUCUCCCACUCCAACCCCUACCUCUACCAUUACCUCCACUACCGAAAGCCCUACAACCACAAUUACCACCACUCCCACUCCCACGCUUACUCCCACUACCACCUCCACUACUGAAAGCCCUACUACCACUACUUCAUCUACUCCCACUCCAACCCCUACCAUUACCUCCACUACUGAAAGCCCUACUACCACAAUUACCACCACUCCAUUUACUCCCACUCCAACCCCUACUCCUACCAUUACCUCCACUACCGAAAGCCCUACAACCACAAUUACCACCACUCCCACUCCCACGCCUACUCCCACUACCACCUCCACUACUGAAAGCCCUACUACCACUACUUCAUCUACUCCCACUCCAACCCCUACCAUUACCUCCACUACUGAAAGCCCUACUACCACAAUUACCACCACUCCAUUUACUCCCACUCCAACCCCUACUCCUACCAUUACCUCCACUACCGAAAGCCCUACAACCACAAUUACCACCACUCCCACUCCCACGCCUACUCCCACUACCACCUCCACUACUGAAAGCCCUACUACCACUACUUCAUCUACUCCCACUCCAAACCCUACCAUUACCUCCACUACUGAAAGCCCUACUACCACAAUUACCACCACUCCAUCUACUCCCACCCCAACUCCUACUCCUACCAUUACCUCCACUACCGAAAGCCCUACAACCACAAUUACCACCACUCCAUCUACUCCUACUCCAAGUUCAACACCUUGCUAUUGUGUUGUGAACGGUGUUAUAUAUUAUCCAGGUGAAACAAUAACAAGUAGCAAUGCUGGAGGCAUGUGCAGCGUCACCAGUUGCUCCUUUGAAUGCCAAGUGGUGACUCACAAUUGGCCAUGUUCAACAACUGCAACCACAACAGUAACAUCCACAGCUCCUACAAGUACAACUCAACCACCCUGUGAAAUAGGAGAUCAUAUUAUACUGCCAGGAGAAAGUGGAGGCAUAUGUAAUUGCACAGAGUUACGGUGUGUUACAGGUAACUUAUGGAAGAGGUUUCCUGUAGAGUGUGAACCUUCAAUAAAGCCCAAGUGUGCCAAUGGGCUUGCUCCUGUAGAAGUAUUGGAUGAAAACGGAUGCUGCCCGCAUUGGGAAUGUGACUGCUAUUGCACUGGUUGGGGAGAUCCACAUUAUAUGACAUUUGAUGGCCACUACUACAGUUACCAAGGUAAUUGUACCUAUGUCCUAAUGGAAGAGAUUAAUCACACCAUCUACAACUUUGGAGUGUACAUUGAUAACUACCACUGUGAUCCAGCACAAUCUGUCUCUUGCACCCGUACUCUCACCAUAAAGCAUGAGUCCCAGGAAGUGCGCCUCAAAACGGUCAAACUUAUUCCUAUGAAAGUAGAGGUGACUGUGAAUCAUGAGCAAGUGGGUUUACCUUAUGAAAAAUAUAGCUUGAAGGUUUACAAGUCUGGUAUAAACUACGUGGUGGAACUAUUUAGAUUGAAAAUGAACGUAACAUACAAUGGCAUGGCCUUCACAAUCAGGCUUCCCUAUGCAACAUUUGCCAACAAUACCCAGGGACAAUGUGGAAAAUGUAACAACAAUAUCCAAGAUGACUGUAUGUUACGGAAUGAGACUGUUAUACCUUCUUGUGAAAUAAUGGCAGAUGACUGGGUUAUUAAUGAUCCAGAAAAACCACAUUGUGGACAUAUGCCCCCACCUGUGAAACCUCAACGUCCUGAUAUCUGUCCUACCCCAUCUCAGUUGUGUGAGCUUCUAAAAGGAAGUAUAUUUCAGAAGUGUCAUGCCGUCGUUAAUGUUACAAGCUACUAUGAGGCCUGCAUAUUUGAUAGCUGCAGAAUGCCCAAUGAAUCAAUGGAAUGUGCAAGUCUUCAAAUUUAUGCAGCAACCUGUGCAGAUCAGGGGGUUUGCAUUGACUGGAGGGGACAUACCAAGGGAGCAUGUCCCGUUAUCUGCCUACCCCAUAAAGUGUACAAAGCCUGUGGUCCUACUAUAGAAGAAACUUGCAAAUCAGGAUUAAUAGAACAAAACCAGACACGACAAAUGGAAGGGUGUUUCUGUCCUGAAGGAACCAAACUUUAUGACACUGCUAAAGAUGUAUGCGUGGAAACCUGUGGAUGUGUUGGACCAGACAAUAUUCCCAGAAAGUUUGGGGAGAACUUUCAGUUUGACUGCCAAAACUGUAUUUGCAUGGAAGGUGGAAGUGGCAUUAUCUGUGAACCCUACACGUGUCCAAUACCAGAUGAUGAAAUACAGUGUGAAGGAGAAGGAUAUCAGAAGAGCACUAAAAUUAAUCCUAAUGACAAAUGCUGUUCAGACAUUGUAUGUGUGUGCAACACCACUCAAUGUACAACCAAGCCUCCUCAGUGUGAUCCAGGAUUCAUAGCUGUUGCUAACAACACUGAAGAACACUGUUGUCCUUCUUAUCAAUGCAAUCCUAAAGAAGUGUGUGUGAAGGAUGGUAAUGAAUAUAAGCCUGGUUCAGAAGUCUUAGGAGGUCAGUGCGAAGAGUGCACAUGCACAAAUCAACAAAACAGCACCACUCUUCUGAAUAUCAUAGAGUGUAAGGAAAUCCCAUGUAAUGUGAAGUGCCAGGAGGGCUAUUCUCCUGUUCGAUUACCUGGCGACUGCUGUCCAAAAUGCAUGCAGACAAGUUGCGUUAUAAGAACAAUAGAAAAUGAGAUUCUUAUCUUAACUCCUGGUGAAAGUCAGAAUGAUCCCAAAGACAACUGUACUCUUUACACCUGUACAAGGAUUCAUAGGCAGCUGAUUUCUUCUACGUCUGUGAUUACCUGCCCAUCAUUUGAUGAGAAGAGAUGCCAACCUGGCACCCUUGUAUACUUGCCUAAUGGCUGUUGUAAGACAUGUAUAUUGAUGCCAGGUGGCUCAUCAUGCUCGCCCACACAAACAAUGGACUAUAUCAAUUACAAUGGCUGCCGUUCAGAGGAACAAGUCCCUGUGACUCAGUGUGAAGGAAGAUGUGGAACUUUUUCACUAUACUCUCCUGAAGCUAAUUCCAUGACACAUAAGUGCAGCUGCUGCAGAGAGUCAAAGACAUCCCGGAAAGAAAUCAUGCUGAUGUGUCCUGGUGGGAUCAGAAAGAAACACCGUUAUAUUCACGUGGACCGCUGUGAGUGCCUGAACACUGAAUGUGGUGAUGAACAAAGCUCCUCAGAAGAAUCCAGGGAAAUAAAAAAACUCACAACGCAACAGCCCCAGGAAGAAAAGGUGAUGGAACGGGUCAAGAAAGCUCUGAGGCAUGCCGCAAAGAGAAGUUAAAAAAAGGAAAGCUUUGGAAUGAAAUAAGAUAACUGUUUUUAAAUAUGAAGAAAUAUACUGUGACCACACAUAUUAUUAUAAUCUAUCACUUUGCCUUACUUUCUACAGAAGGGAUGUCCAAACUGGAAACUUUAAGACUUGUGGUCUUUAACUCUCAGAAUUCUGCUGACUGAGGAAUUCUGGGAGUUGAAGUCCAGAAAUCUUAAAAAGUUAUUAAGGCUAGACAUACCUAUUCUACAGCCUUUUGGACUUUACUGUGCUCACUUAUUUAUUUGCACUAAAAAGAAAAAUAUUUUCUCCUAUGUAUAAAAAAUGAAGGAUAUAUGACUUGGACUUUUGAAUCAGCUUCUUUUGCUUUGGUUAAUUAAAGGCAUAUUUCAAAA
This is a messenger RNA of Crotalus tigris (Tiger rattlesnake), 9783 nucleotides long. It is a transcript of the gene MUC2, whose product is annotated as mucin 2, oligomeric mucus/gel-forming. The coding region runs from base 29 to 9400 and encodes 3123 amino acids. The transcript has 50 exons. The record is from RefSeq and is a predicted model, not a curated record. Lineage: Eukaryota; Metazoa; Chordata; Lepidosauria; Squamata; Viperidae. Gene Ontology annotation, molecular function: protein binding. Gene Ontology annotation, cellular component: extracellular matrix.